Messenger RNA from Penicillium argentinense, 810 nucleotides. Its product is annotated as ankyrin repeat domain-containing protein. The record is from RefSeq and is a predicted model, not a curated record. Gene Ontology annotation, cellular component: nucleus; cytoplasm. The annotation marks the transcript as partial. The transcript has 3 exons. Lineage: Eukaryota; Fungi; Ascomycota; Eurotiomycetes; Eurotiales; Aspergillaceae. Gene Ontology annotation, molecular function: protein binding.
CCAAACAUCAGAGACCUGCCCAAUGAGCUUUUGCUGUGGAUUUUGUCGCAUUUGGACGGCAGUGCGAUAUCUGCUCUCGCAAAGUCAUGCAAAGGCCUUGAUUUGAGACUGCAGUCCAGCAUCCGGAAAUACAACAGCAAAUUUCAGAACAGCAAUCUGUUGCACCUAGCCGUGAAAUACGACAACGUUAGUCUCGCGGAGGCUUUGCUCCAGCACAACGCCAACAUCAAUGCAUUUUACCGAGGCAAAUAUCCUUUAUUGAGGGCGCUAAAAUACUCUUCCGCUGCUGUGCGUGACCUCUUGCUUAAUCGUCGAGACCUAGACAUCAACCUUCAAAAUCAAGCGCGGCGGAGCGCCCUGUCAGUAGAUGUCAAGCGCAAACAUGGCCGAACGGCGCUCCACCUAGCAGUCUUCGCAGGUAGAAUAGGGUGCGUGCAUCUGCUACUUUCUAGUGGCAGCGACCCUGAUCUACAGGAUGAUUCAUGCCACUCGCCAUGGGCCUCUGCAUUUCGCUUCAAUAGGCCCGUGAUAGAAAUGAUUAAACGAUCCGAAGUCCGAGGUACUUCGAGUGCUCAAUCAUCACAGGAUGCUGAGCUACCUCUUCGCCAAGUAGUAUCCUAUGGGUCAGUAGAUGCUGUCAAACGGCUUCUCGGACAAAAAGGUCUAAACUUGGACACCCAGAACCGGAAAUGCUAUACGCCGCUCCAUCUCGCCAUUCAAAGCAAACCCCUAGAAAUGGUCAAUCUGAUCCUAAGUCAUCCCCGAGCCAACGUGAACUGCAAAGACAAAGAUGAUAAUACGCCACUCUAG